AGUGAAAUACCCUUAGUGCGCAUGUGUUCGUGUGCGUCACCAGUUGAAACGAAAACAAAAACAACAACAAUAACAACAAGCAACCGUGCAAUAAAGUAAAGAAAUUUAUUUCGAAAAACAAUUCGUCAGCAAAAAAUUGUAGAUCUCGGAUCGAGAAACAGCUGGAGAAUUCCAGCAUCUAGUGGGUGUUUGCCCCAGCGCUGCCAGCUGUGUGAAAUCAAACUGUUUUCUGGAUAGUAACAUAUUCGUUUCUCGUAAUAUCCCAGUACCUCUCGAAAUGGAGGCGACGCUCAGCUCGGGCGGAUCAUCGAAUGCCUCCAGCGAGUGCGCCAUGGAUGGCGGGACGAACCGAUGUCGCGUCCUGGAGCCCAACAAUGGCACCUGCACCCUCAGCCAGGAGGUAAAGGAUCUCUACAGAUCCCUCUACACCGCCUCCAAGCAACUGGACGACGCCAAGAAGAAUGUCCAGACGGUGGGACAGCUGUUCCAGCACGAAAUCGAGGAGAAGCGCUCGCUGCUGGUGCAGCUGUGCAAGCAGAUCAUCUUCAAGGACUACCAGUCGGUGGGCAAGAAGGUGCGCGAGGUGAUGUGGCGACGUGGCUACUACGAGUUCAUCGCCUUCGUCAAGAAGAGCUGGCACAAGCAGGGCCAGGAUGCGGCCACCGCCCAGGAGAACAUGCAGAAGCUGGAGCGGUUCCUGUGCGCCGGUAUCUUCAACUACAAGCGGCUCUCGGCCCGCAUGGAGGAGAUUUACGACCUGGACCUUAAGUAUUUGAUUGAUUUCUCCAUCAUUAGUGAUGGCUACAUAAGUGACAUGAUCGGUGAGACCAAGGAGAUGUCGCAUACGGGCACUCAGGCCGUGGACAAGAGCCUGGAGGCGGUGUCCUUUGCCCUCGACACCAUACACUCGUCGCUGCUCAGCCUGGGCGAUCUGCACCGCUAUUUCCUCGACUUUCGCAUCGACAGCAAGCUGAGUAUCAGCAAGGAGCAGGUGGCCAAGUAUUAUCUGGAGGCCUUUAAGCUCAAUCCGGCCAUUGGCAUGGCCCAGAAUCAGUUGGGAACGCUGUACUACGGCCAGAAUCAUGACUUGGACUCUACUUACCAUUACUUAUACUCUCUCGUGUGCAUCAUACCUUUCGAACUGAGCGAGAAUAAUCUAAACAAGCUGUUUGCCAAGCACACCGAAUAUCUGGAGCAAAUGGAUCCCGAGAAGCUGGACUUCAGCAUCGAAGACUUCUUCGCCCGAUUCUAUCUGAUAGUGGAUAUUUUCUUCUUCGACAAGGAGGUGCCGGACUUCAACGCCCUAUGCCACUGCGUGCUGAUUGAUCUUCGCAAGAUCCUUUGCUCUCAGCAGCUGCGUGUACCAGAGCCUAGCAUCUUCAAAAUCGUCUCCAUUCUAUUCUUCUGUCUGUCCAAGCUAAAGAUGAUCAACUCACCAAAGGUGUACUCGUUGCACGCCUUUCUGGUGGCAGCCUGCUCGGAUCUGAUGGACGCCUGUAUCGUCAGCAUCGAGCAGACCAUUCUGGCUCGCGCCCAGGACAACGAACGAUUCCAGGCAGAGUACGAGAACCGUUUCCAGGAGUUCGACACGGUGGUGCGCAAGUCUCGGAAUGAGUACAAGAACUGGCUGGCAGCAGUUGGCGAAUGUGAGCGAAAGGACAAGAAGGUGAUUCCGCGUCCGCAUUCCCUCAAGGACUUCAGCUCUGGUUCCCGUGACAGCCAGCACUCCGGCGAGGAGGCGAAGACCCAAGAGGUGGCUGACGUCGACAAAAUCGGGGAGGCGGUCUCUACGCGCUCCAGCGAUGAGGCCAAGGAGUCGGACCUGAAGACCCCACUCUCCUGCAAGAGCAAGCGCCGAGGAAUGCGACUGCGCAGAAGACGACGCAAGAUCGCCCAGUCGGACGACAGCUCCUGCUAUGACAGCGAGAGCGAACUGGACACUGACUUCUACAGCGACGAGGAGGACUACACAGAUCUCAGCUCAAACUUCGACACCGACUUCAGUGACAUCGAUGCAGCUGAUCCUGGCGAGCCAUGCGGCGAGGAGCACUAUGAAGCAGCUUCUUACAACAAGAAGGAGCGCAAAUCUGGCGGCGGUGGAGGAAUCGGCCUAGUGUACUCCGACAACGAAGACGUCGUCAUUGAGGAGGAGAAAAUCGUGUAUCCCGAGGAGGCAGAGCGUAGAUCCAACUCACAGGAGGCGGACUCCGAGGAGCUGCUUCGUAGCUUCGAGGUUCUGCAGCUGAACUUUAAGAGCGCUGAGGAGGCCCAGACCAAGCCAGUGGAGGGCGUGCAGAUUGCCCCGCCGCCUGUCAGCUUCUCAGAGCCGCCCAAGAAGUUGGUGUAUCGCAACAAGUACACCAAGAUCAAUCCCAACAUAAUCAUCGACUGUUUGCACAAUGAACCCACCAUCAGAGCCCUGAAAAUGCUCUUUGACUGGCUUCGCAUAAACCCGGAGAUUCUCAUCGGCUGCUACCACUCAAAUCCGGAGUUUGUCCACAAGAUAAUGAAGCUACUCAACUACUGCAACAUUGACGUCUUCACCAGGAAGGUUUACUUUGAGCGCGAGCUCCUGACCACCGCCAAUGUGCGUGACUCCUUGGUCGAGUUAUUUGAUGUGCGGGCCAAUGUUCCUCUCACCGAGGACUUCGCUUUCAAGAAUUUUGACAUCUUCCAGAGCACCCAGAUCACUCUGGACUGGGAAACUAUUAUCCGGGAGCGCGUUACUCCCCAGGAAGAGUCCAUACUCCGUAUAUUCAAAAUGGUCGACUUUGGCUUUUUUAUUUGCAAACAGAAGAAGUUCAACUAUAGAUUCUGCGUCAAGACACGUCGUUUCACCGAGACCCAGAAGAAGAAACAGCGCGAGGAGAAAAAGGGUGGCGGAUCCCGUCGCCGCGAGCGUCGUACCGCUCCAAAAACCAACAGAACAAAGCGUAACGAAGGACGCACCCGUCGCUACUCAGAUCGCAAGAACGGCAUCGUCCGCAAGAGCUACACCAGCAACGAGGAAAAGGAUACCGUGGAGGAGUGCCGUAAGGUUCCGCGCAAGGGUUACCUACGGAAUCGUAAUGCCGAGAAGGCGGCUGCGGUCAUAGCCAGUGCCACAGGAACCUCUGUAGCCGGCGGAACGUCCGCCUCCACAACCACAAACAGCGUCAUUGAGAAACUAAAUGUACAAUCCAGCUCGGGGGCCGAUGAGGAGCGCUCGGAGGCCAAGUCGAAGAAGUGUGAGCUUAUGGGCAAACUCUGGCUGCAGAACGAGGUGGAGACUUUGGAGGAGGAGCUGCGGGACAGUCCCGCACACGUGGUGAUGUCCCCAUUCGUUGUGGUCGAUUCGAAGGCAUUGACCGAAUACAAUGGCAUAGUCAAGUCGUUGGUGAGGACCAAGAAGUGCAUUGUCCUCAUCCCCAAUGCAGUGCUCAAUGAGCUGGAUGACUUGAAGAAACGCAGCGAGAACGUUCGCCAUGUCAUCCGUUGGCUGGAACAGGAGUUUAAGCAGGGAAAUAGGCACUUGCGUGCCCAGCGCGAUAACGAGAGCCAGCCGCUCUCCCUUCUGAAGAUAUCACGCAAGAUGGAUCGUGACGCCUCGGUUUUCCUUCAAAUUGCCCAGUUCUGCAAUCACCUGGUGGCCAACCAUGCCGAUCCGCACGUAAGCGAGCUGCAGAAGAGCGUGGUCACGUACUUGUCCGGCGAUAAUCUGCACGAGAAGAACCGCCAGCAGCAGAACUUCAGCUACACCGGCAUCCUGGACUCGAUACCCGUCCGCUAUGCCCAGAUCCAGAGCUUCUACUCCAAAUUCAAGGCCCACAAAAAAUGAACGGGUCCAAGCGGAGUGGCAACGGUAGCGGGCGCUAGAGCGGCAAAGGCAACUGCAGACCAGAUGCAAUGCAAGCUAAAAAAAAGGGUGCGAGCGUGUUCUCUCUGUACAAUCACAAAUCGACAUGGAGUUCCAAAGUUAACGAAAGCCGUGGACGACGGCAAAACCAAACCAGCAAUCGCUGCUGCAGCCUCGGUUGUGGCCGUGUUUCCCCAAAAAAAAACUGAAACUGUUACCAUCAGCGGGAGCAUGAUUCCCCAGCCCAGCCCAUGCAGCAACAGCAUUGCGAGGAAUUUGCUUGUUGUGUUUAGACCAAACUGAAACAAAAUACCAAUCAAAAUCGUUCACUUUCAACUCGAUGGCUAAAAUGAUGACGACCUCCCAGCUAGUGUUAAAUGGACAAAUGGCAAACACAAUACCUACAAAAGAAAAUGUUAUGGAAAAAAAUCUACAAGAAAAAAAAAACAAACAAUUUUUCAAGAUAACAGCACGCGAGGCCUGAGCGGUUCACGGACAGGAGACCUUCGUGGAGCAGCUAGGAGAAGGGAGAGCGGAAUGACGGCGACCAGGACGGACAGACAUUAUAAUCCGUUUUAUGCUUGAUGUACCAAUCCGUAUUCAAGAAUUCGCCUUUCCUGCGGCGAGCUGGACCAAGGAUCCAAAAUCCGCUCGAUCUUUUCUGCAGUUGUGUUUCGUUCUCGGUUUGGCAGACAGAGUAAAUUUAAAUUUUCACGCUUCCGACUAGGCAAUCUGCGUGAUCUUCUCUACAACAAAAAACAUGGUAUAUAUAUAUAUUAACUUACAUUUAAAUGCAGUCUUAACUAAAGUCUCUCUUGUGGGACACACAUUGCAAUUUCCCGUAAAGAAUAAAGGAAAUAUGCCGCACAUAUGUAAACAAAAUUCUACAUCAUUUUAAAUGUUUCCAAAAUUGAAAGCUUGUUAGAUUUUGUUUGAUAAAUAAAGCGCCCGACCACAAA
Molecule: messenger RNA, 4794 nt
Organism: Drosophila subpulchrella
Lineage: Eukaryota; Metazoa; Arthropoda; Insecta; Diptera; Drosophilidae
Gene: Smg5
Product: protein SMG5
Exons: 5
Coding region: 278-3817 (1179 amino acids)
Biological process (GO): nuclear-transcribed mRNA catabolic process, nonsense-mediated decay
Cellular component (GO): telomerase holoenzyme complex
Molecular function (GO): protein binding; telomeric repeat DNA binding; telomerase RNA binding
Source: RefSeq, a predicted model, not a curated record